AUGGGCUCAUAUCGCGAACAACGGCCACCGAGCCUCUCCUCCCACCUCUUCCCUCCACCUAUUCCUGCUUUCGAAGUACUCGGCCGUCCAAUGGACCCGCAACCAGCACCCCUCAUUCACAUCAAUGGAUCGCCUGGUGUAGGGAAGGAGACAGUGGCAGAGCUCUUGACCUUCAUCCUUGGGGACGACAAGUCAAUGUUAAUUGACGUACGCAGUCUCGGCUUUGAAGGAGAUACCAAUGGCGUCCAUGCUCACAAACAUCUUCUGACUCCGGAACACCCUUGCUACUUCUCGUUCGACGUCGGUAUGGAGAUAUUCGACGAAUCGACGACGGUCAACUGGGAGGGCUCGAACAACGAGAAAAAGGUUGAGCAGGUCGAGGACAAGACGCCAGAGAACCCUUGUAUCACCGACAACCUCACUCGGCUGCUGCUGAAGCCUUCCAAUGGGGCGCGUGCUGUCGUACUUCCAGCCUUUGCCCCCGACACUGUGGUAGGGCGUGCUUUUGUUAAGACGUUGGAAGAAGCUGCCGAGAACACUGGGAGGCUCUUUAUACCGGUGACCCUGGACUGCGCCUCCCCUGAACGCAUCCGAAGGACAAUGAGCCUGCAGAGACAGUGCAGUUAUAAGAUACGGCGACCGAGUGAACCGGCACUAUCGAAAUGUGAGCAAGUGGUUGCGCCGCAGCCGGUUGGGCCCGUCGAAAACGAGGUUUGUAGUCGCCAACUCGCCGUAUCCAACUACAGUGGGCUCGUCCUGGAUAUCACAUCGGCAAACACGUUCGCGGCAGCCCUCCAAAUCGUCGACUAUGUCAAACGCUGCCGGGCAGAGAAGGAUAAAGACUGGCGCAACUCGAAUAGCGCUGCGACAACGCCAACGGGAAGCGUCGGGGGCGAAAAGAACGUGAAGACGUCUGAUUGA
This is a messenger RNA of Podospora pseudocomata, 921 nucleotides long. RefSeq lists its product as uncharacterized. The coding region runs from base 1 to 921 and encodes 306 amino acids. The transcript has a single exon. NCBI's taxonomy places the organism in Eukaryota, Fungi, Ascomycota, Sordariomycetes, Sordariales, Podosporaceae. The record is from RefSeq and is a predicted model, not a curated record.